Morone saxatilis (striped sea-bass) is the source of this 1259-nucleotide messenger RNA. Its product is annotated as kelch-like protein 25. Gene Ontology annotation, molecular function: protein binding. The record is from RefSeq and is a predicted model, not a curated record. Lineage: Eukaryota; Metazoa; Chordata; Actinopteri; Moronidae.
AAGAACUGACACUGAGGAUUGGUUAGAAAGACGUCAGUCACGAUUAAAUUAAAAGCCAUUGGCUGUUGGUCCCAGUGCAGUUUUGAUGGUAUUCUUAAACCAGAAAUACAGGCAGACGGCCAGACGUAACACCAGUCCAGCUUUUGUCACAGAAAUAUGUUUUUACCCACGAAGCCGAUGCUCUACAUUCUUUGGAUUUAAUUUACACCUACAAGUAUUACGUUAAAAAUGCCAAGUUGAACAGGCGUUGCUUUGUCAAAUCCUAUGCAAUCAACAACAUGAUUGUUCCAAGUGACUCCCUGGAGGUGCAAAACAUAGCUGCCAUGUCGGUGUCUGUUCAUGAGAAUCGUAAAUCCCGCACCAGCACAGGCUCCAUGAACAUCUCAUUGUUCCAUAAGCCUUCACAUCCUGACAGUGUCCUGACCCAACUGAACACAAUGAGGAAACACUCCAUGUUCACUGAUGUCACUCUGUGGGCCGGGGACCGCUCCUUUCCAUGCCAUAGGGCUGUCUUGGCAGCAUGCAGUCGUUAUUUUGAGGCAAUGUUCAGCGGAGGGCUACGAGAAAGUCUGGACAGUGACGUCAAUUUCAGAGACAGUAUUCACCCAGAGGUCUUAGAGCUUCUGCUGGACUUUGCCUAUUCUUCUCGUGUCAUCAUAAACGAGGAGAAUGCUGAGUCAUUAUUAGAGGCGGGUGACAUGUUGCAGUUUCAUGACAUCCGGGAUGCAGCAGCAGAGUUUUUAGAAAAAAACCUGCACUCCUCCAACUGCCUGGGGAUGAUGUUGUUAUCAGACGCUCAUCAGUGUAAAAGACUGUACGAGCUGUCCUGGAGGAUGUGUCUGUUACACUAUGAGACGGUAAGAGAAUCAGAGGAUUUCUAUAGUCUGUCUAAAGAUAAACUGCUGGAGCUGAUUCUUAGCGAUGAGCUCGAGAUAGAAGAUGAACAGGUUGUGUUUAACUCUGUGAUGCGGUGGGUAAGAUAUGACUUGGAGGGUCGGCGUCACAACUUACCAGAGCUACUCAGGGGAAUCAGGUUGGCUCUGCUGCCUUCUGAAUGUUUGUUGGAGGCUGUAGCCUGUGAAGAACUGGUUAUGGCUGACAAGAGGAGCAGGUCAAUAGUAGAGGAGGCAAUGCAGUGUAAGAAGAAAAUCCUUCAGAAUGACGGGGUAGUAACGAGUCCCUGUGCUCGACCACGAAAGGCAGGACACACACUGCUUAUCCUCGGAGGCCAGACCUUUAUGUGUGACAAGUUAUACCAG